Nilaparvata lugens (brown planthopper) is the source of this 3599-nucleotide messenger RNA. RefSeq lists its product as uncharacterized. The transcript has 5 exons. Bases 2932 to 3363 code for a protein of 143 amino acids. The record is from RefSeq and is a predicted model, not a curated record. Lineage: Eukaryota; Metazoa; Arthropoda; Insecta; Hemiptera; Delphacidae.
AAAAAAUGUUUUCCUGACAAAUCUUUUUCAUGUUGAUAGCUUGAUGAUAUAAAAAUCGAAAAACUUUGAAAAAUAUCACCAGUAGAAAGUUUGUUUUUAGCCUUUGCACAGACGUAGCCUGUAAGAGAGUAUAACUUGGCUUACUUAACUUGCUAAGUAAUUAAAACUAAAAUUUCUACAACACAAGUUUGUUUAACACACCUGUUUAAUCGAGUAGAACUCGUCUGACCUUUAUUGCAUGGGAAAAUUCCUUCACCAAUUCUUCAAGAUCUAGGAGCUGAGCUAUUUUAUGUUCAUUAAACCACUCAAACCGCUCAGGAACCCAUGUUCCUGGAACAUUGUUGAUCUUAGAAAAGUCUUCAUUAGCUCGAGUUCGGAAAAGCUUCUUAUACAAUUUUACUAUUCACAUUAUUAUGAAUUCAUCAUUAUCUGUAUUUUGAAAUUUUCCGUUCCUAAAAAUUUGCCGCCCUCAAAACCUGCCGCCCUGGGCGGCCGCCCGGUCCACCCACACCUGGGGCCGGCCCUGCUCCAGGGUCUAACGUGAUCUCUAAACUCCAGGGCCUAUUUGGGUCCUCGACUACGUUAAUGCUCUGACUCGGAAAGCCAAUUUUCUGACUUCAGAGUUUAAAGUCGGUUAAAGUCUAGAACCUAGCUAAAUCCCGAGCUCGGAAACCGGCCCUUAGAAAUAAGUUUUCUAAUAGGCUACGAAGUUUUCAGACAACAAAAUCAUAAGAUGAAGCAAGAAGCUAGGUUUUAUGUUGAUAAUUCAAGUAAUAUAUCGAGAUUCGACAAGAUAUCAAUAAUUGUAGCACCUAGAUAAUGAUCAGGGCUACGGAUAUCAAUGUUAAACAUCGUUUUCGAAUAACAGAUAUCGGAGAUAAAAUGAUUUGAAUCUUUUUCCGCGACAUGGGUCAAUGUCACCCCGGUCGACGGUAUUUUACAAAGGCGACUUUCUAGACGUAUUUUAAGCCUAGGUGAUGAAAAAUGAUACAAUGCAAGUAGAGUCAUAAUAAAUUAGGUUAUGUAGAGUUCUUUUUUAUUAUUGUAUUAACUUAAUGGUAAGUUAAUAGGAAAAAUAUCAAAUAAAAUAAUAAUUGAUAUGGAUUCACAAACAAAAAAUUGCUUUUAGUGCAUCCAAUAAAACACAGAAAGCGAGAUAGGCUAAGGGGCUAAGCUAUCUGUGAUUAUAGGAAAACAGCUAUGGUAUAGGAAACUUUAUUUUCUAUAUGAAAACAUAACAAAUCAAUUAUGGGUGCCUCAGUACCUAGGUUUACUUAUUGCAAAUGUUAAUUAAUUUAGUUAGAUUAUUGGAACACAUCAACUCAUAUAGACCUGGCAUUACUGGUGAUUUCUGAAGAAGUUGAAUCAUAAAGAAGUAAAUUAACCAUUCACAAAACUUGAGUAUAAUCUAGUUUUAAUAGGUUGAUAUUAAAAGAAAACUCACUUGGUAGGUUUUUGAUAUUUAUUAGCUUCAUUAACUUGAGCCAUUUGUUCACCACAGAAAACUCAAAAUAUAAGGUACAAUAUAGGCUGCAACUGCAGCCUGCAGUAGUAAGGAUGAUAAGCAGGAAAGCAAGUGCUAUUGUUAUCUGAAAAAAGUUACCAAUUAGGCCUAGCAUGAAUUGAAUGAAUAUAGGCUAAGUGAAUUAUUAUCAGAAUAAAACUAAAUAGCCAAAACAGGUUAAAUCGAUAAAAUAUGGUAUGCUACUCUAGUUUUAAGUUUGCUGUUUUUGAAAACAUUUAAAAUAUAAAGUUGAUCUUCUUUUUGUAUUAAAUUAGGUGAUACCCAUGAUUAUAAAAUAGAGUGAUAAAAAAUGUUGAUCAUCCAAUCUCACUGAUUCACAGUGAAACUUGCUUAUUGUUUAACUCUAAAUUUAUAAGGAAAUACUGUACCUAUGUAACUAAGUUAAUGACCAACAACUUUGAAAAUAAACAUUAAUUGUUAUCAUAAAUAAAUAGCAACAUAAACUGUCAUAAUAUUUCAAUAGAAAAAUUUAAAUUAACCUAAAUAAUGAAAUAAUUACAAACAUGAGAGUCAGUUUCUUUCUUGUUCUAAUAAAGAUUUGUUUUCAUUUACUAGGUACAUUAUUGCUACUUCAUUUCAUAACUAAUAUCAUAACCAACAGUAAAACACGAAUUAAAAUUAUAUUGGUUUAUGAAAUAAUAGUCAUGUACAUAUAUGUAUGCAAGUUUUCAAAACUCUGUUUCAAACAAAACUGACGACUGUUGUUGAAUUUAUUUUAGGUUAACUAUAGAACCCUUCAUUUGUUUUGCGAUAUAUUUGUUUCAUCCCACAUCUACACAGUCUCGCUAAUAACGAUCGAUAUUGUGAGAUACAUUUCCAAUCACACCAGCUGACAAGAUAUAUUGAGUUCCGCCGGCCUGCACGAUAUUCCGAGCUCCGCCUGUCAACAUAUUCGGAGUUUCAUAUAUCUCCAAUUCCGGUUAGCUGAAGGAUAUUUUGAGUUCCAGAUAUUCCCAAUUUAUGCAACUCGUUAAAUCUACUUAUAGCAGAGCUAUAUCUAGCAGAGCUGUAUGUAGCUGACAGAGCUAUAAAUGUAGCUCAAAUUUUAUAUAGCUCUGCUAUAUAAGAGCUAUAUAUAGAAAUCUGCUAUAUAUAGCAGAGCUAUAGCUCUCCAGGUACAUAGUGUAAACGUAGCAUAACCGGCUAUUGUUUCUUACCGGCUCCUCUUCACUGUGUGUAAACGUAGCUUCACGUUGCAACUGGGGAAGCAACUGAGCAUUCCUGCCUAGAAGCGUGAGCGGUCGCUCGCCCCAACCAAUCACCUAAGCAUUCACUAUUUUGUAACAUAACAUGCGAGUGCAUGUCAGUUUCAAGAGACAUCACAGUUUGUUUUUGCACACUAAGAUACAGAUCGAUUUUGCAUCCCUUCAAUUGAUCAACAGCAAGUGAAAAACUACAUUGUAAAAAUGACAUCAAAUAUGAAGAAAGAGAGAGAGCAAUGUGAAAUGAACAACAGAGACCGCAGCUUAGUGCAUCAGUCACCUUCAUCACCGUCGCCCUCCCCCCCACCGGCUUACGAGACUGUAUUAUCUGAGUCAGCAGAAAAUGAGAAUGAAAACCAGGAAGAAAACUUUGAGAAGAAGAUUGAGGUUGAGACUCCACAGCCGGUUCAGAUUUUGCACAAGUCUAGCAAAGAACUCUACAAAGCCGUCGCAGCCCAAUGGGGCAUCACUUGUAAAAUGAGUGAUCAUUGCCGCUGCAUGGACUGUCAGAGUCAUUAUUUGGACUGCGAGUAUGAUCGAGACAAUGAACAGGAGAAGACUGAUGGAGGAUUGGCCGCAGGGACACCCAUGUACUUAUCAGAGGUCAUGCAAGGAAGUGCUUGUGCCAUACUUUAAGCAAACAAAGGCUACCAUCAGUGAAGCUACCAUCAGUGAAACACCUAUUUCCAAUCAUCUUAUACGGAUGAAUAGAAAUAUUGAAUGAAAACAUCAAUUCCUAGAUUGAAUGGAGAGCCAUCGCAGUAUUACAUAUAGUUAAUACAUCUUCUUAUCUCUACUAAUCCAUUCCCAACAAGGAGACUUAUUUAUGUUAACGGUAUAUUACUAUAGGCUAUAUAUAUAUAUAUAUAUAU